UAAAAACGCAAAAUUCUUUCAUUCCGUACACUUCCCAAACUGUCAAAUUCGUACUAAAAAUCCGCCAUGUUUACAGUACUGACAACAUUGAAAUUAACUUCCUUUUGCCUUUUCCUUUUCUCUUUCAACGUGCACUGUGACAAGUAAAGAUGCCUGCCACGGCCGCCAAGAAAACCGAAGCUAAAAAGCUUCCCGUUGUGCCCGAAUCAAAAUUGAAGUUCGCCAAGAAGGUGAUCAGCAAGCGUGCUCAAGAAACCAAAAGAAAAUUGAAACGCACUGCCGUUAUUGCCCAACGUAAACGUGAAAAUUUGGUACGUGCCGAGAAAUACCAAAAUGAAUACAUCAAGGCUGAGAGACGUGAAAUUAAGUUGCGUCGUUUGGCUAAACAACGUGGACAAUACUAUGUUCCCGGUGAAUCUAGAUUAGCCUUUGUUAUCCGUAUUCGUGGUAUCAACAAGGUAGCCCCCAAGGUACGCAAGGUCUUGCAAUUGUUCCGUUUGCGUCAAAUCAACAAUGGUGUCUUCAUCAAGUUGAACAAGGCCACCAUCAAUAUGUUGCGUAUUGCUGAACCCUACAUCACCUGGGGUUAUCCCAACUUGAAAUCCGUUCGCGAAUUGAUCUACAAACGUGGUUUCGUUAAGCACAACCGUCAACGCGUUCCCAUCACCGAUAACUUUGUGAUAGAACGUAAAAUGCGCAAGGCAUACAACAUUCAAUGCGUUGAAGAUAUGGUCCAUGAAAUCUUCACCGUUGGCCCCAACUUCAAGUAUGCUUCCAACUUCUUGUGGCCCUUCAAAUUGAACACCCCCACUGGUGGCUGGCGCAAGAAGGCUAACCACUAUGUCGAUGGUGGUGACUUCGGUAACCGUGAAGACAAGAUCAACAAAUUGCUUCGCAGCAUGGUCUAAAAAACUAAAAAAACAAAACACUUUUGACUUUCGUUUUAUAAAUAAGAGUUUAGUGUUUAGUUUUGUUUAAUAUUUUUUUCCGGUUUGCCUCUACCUACAUCAUCAAACAACUACCUACAUCUGGCUUUUGGGAAGAGAGAAAAAAUUUCCAGUAGAAACGCUAUUAUAAAGCGUUUUAAAUGUGUUUCUUUUUUAUACAUAUAUAUAUUAACAAAAUAAUAUUCUUUAAAAGAGUGGAGAAAAUAAAAAAGUGGUUAAACAAAGAAAAAAAUAUUAAAUUAAAGAAAA
Messenger RNA from Lucilia cuprina (Australian sheep blowfly), 1196 nucleotides. RefSeq names its product 60S ribosomal protein L7 (gene RpL7). The record is from RefSeq and is a predicted model, not a curated record. Gene Ontology annotation, molecular function: RNA binding; structural constituent of ribosome. The coding region runs from base 150 to 908 and encodes 252 amino acids. NCBI's taxonomy places the organism in Eukaryota, Metazoa, Arthropoda, Insecta, Diptera, Calliphoridae. Gene Ontology annotation, biological process: maturation of LSU-rRNA from tricistronic rRNA transcript (SSU-rRNA, 5.8S rRNA, LSU-rRNA). The transcript has 3 exons. Gene Ontology annotation, cellular component: cytosolic large ribosomal subunit.